Molecule: messenger RNA, 624 nt
Organism: Naegleria gruberi
Lineage: Eukaryota; Heterolobosea; Eutetramitea; Acrasida; Naegleriidae
Exons: 1
Coding region: 1-624 (207 amino acids)
Source: RefSeq, a predicted model, not a curated record
AUGAUAACUUUACCAAAUGAUGAUACUUAUCAUGUUAAUAAUAUUUUAAAUAUAAUUACAAAUAAGGAAAAUAAUAUUGAAAAGAAUGAUGAAAUUUAUUAUUAUAUUACUUUAAUUAUUUUGAAAGGAAAAUCUCAAAAUAGAAUUAAACAAUUAAUUGAAAAAUCUCUAAUUCCACUUGAUAAUGUUGGAACUUUGAAUGGAAUUUUAAUGACAUGUCAUAGAAGACAAUUUAUUACUGCAUUGUGGUGUUUUUAUAAUUUGAGAAAUAGAGAAACAAGAAGAGAUUUAUUAACAUUAUACUUGUUAACUCAUAAUUGUAGAGAUUUUUCAGAUUAUUUUGAAACUAGUUUAUUAUUUCAACAAUUAAUGAGUGAUGAAUCAUUAUUUGAAAAUCAAGAUUCAUUACAAUAUGAAGAUAUCUUUUCAAUUGAAGAUUUAAUGAACAAGUAUUUGGAAUUGACAAUUUUACAUGCAACUGAUAAGGUUAUUGAAGUUACUGAUAUCAUGCUCUCACAAGGAAUUCCAAUUUCAUCCAAUAAUAGAUAUACUGUUAUUCAUCAAGCACGUAUUUUAUCAAGACAAGAUAUUGAACUCAAACUUGGAAUAUUAGAAAUUAAAUAA